Molecule: messenger RNA, 1172 nt
Organism: Lolium rigidum
Lineage: Eukaryota; Viridiplantae; Streptophyta; Magnoliopsida; Poales; Poaceae
Exons: 7
Coding region: 8-802 (264 amino acids)
Biological process (GO): protein ubiquitination
Cellular component (GO): membrane
Molecular function (GO): zinc ion binding; ubiquitin-protein transferase activity
Source: RefSeq, a predicted model, not a curated record
CUCAAGGAUGGCGGACCACUUCGCGCUGAUGACGGGGCGGAUGAUCACGGAGGCGACGCUUCAGUCAGCCAUUCAUCAGGCCUUCGACGUUCCUUCCGGGAAGGCUGAUUGUGAUCAUCAUGAUCAUUCUGUUUUUGAGGACGGGAGGAUCAAGAGUGGCGUCGUGGUGGAAUGCAGAAUCUGCCAAGAAGAAGGUGAUGAAGCUUACAUGGAGACCCCUUGCUCCUGCAAGGGUAGCCUCAAGUACGCUCACCACAUAUGCAUCCAGAGGUGGUGUAACGAGAAGGGAGACACCAUAUGUGAGAUAUGCUUACAGCAAUUUACACCAAACUACAGUGCUCCUUUGAAGUUGUUUCGGAUCGGAAGAAACCAAAUUAUCUUCAGGAGAACUGGAGAAACACUAGAGAACCUCAAUGCUGAAGAAAACAUUUCGCAAACGGCUGGUCAUGCUGUUGGCACAUCAAGCUUUGACUCUCAAGGUUCCAAUCCGAAAGGUGCCACCUACUGCCGUGUAAUUGCCAUAGCUUUGAUGGCUCUGCUAGUGCUCCGUGACGCGAUCUCGCUUCUCCUCGGCGGCCCUGAGGUGUACUCGAUAGCACUGAUCACGCUGCUGAUGUUGAGAACAGCCGGAAUUGUCAUACCAAUCUACAUCAUCUUGAUAUCAGUUGUCACAUUGCUCCAUCGGUACAAUCAACACCAGGGUGUUCAUGACGUAACGCCAGUUUCAGAGCCAGGAAGAGCAGAGGGCUUACAGAGCCAGCAGUCGAUGCCAACACAACAACAUGUUAUCAGCAUCCAGUAGCAAGCUGCGGAAGGAAAACUGUGGUUAGGUUCUGUAAAUAUCUGUCUCAUUGGAUGAAGUUGGCGAGAUCUAUGCUGGCUUUUAUAGGAUACAGAGGAUGCAAAAUCAUUGCAAGUGUAGAGUUGCUUCGUAGAAUCUUUGUACACAAGGCAUACUAAAACAGAUCCACCUAACUUCACAAGUCAUGAAGAUGAAGUGGGCAUGUGUAUAUAAAAUUUAGGAGUGCCCUCCCACAUUCCUGGGAAAGAGAAAAUUGUCCCCAGCUACAGAAGAUAACAAUCACUAAAACGUCUGUAUUUUCUUUGAAAAGAGUAGGGAACUGAAACUGCAGCUCUGUAAAAAAACGUGCAAUCCUUCACGCUUACAUCAA